Tetrahymena thermophila SB210 is the source of this 5811-nucleotide messenger RNA. Its product is annotated as ankyrin repeat protein. The record is from RefSeq and is a predicted model, not a curated record. Gene Ontology annotation, cellular component: nucleus. The transcript has 3 exons. Gene Ontology annotation, molecular function: transcription cis-regulatory region binding; protein binding. Gene Ontology annotation, biological process: positive regulation of transcription by RNA polymerase II. NCBI's taxonomy places the organism in Eukaryota, Ciliophora, Oligohymenophorea, Hymenostomatida, Tetrahymenidae.
AUGAAAAAUAGUCAAGAAGUUAAAAAACCUGAGCAUUCUUAAUUAUAGUAAACCUCUUAUCAAGCUUCAUCAUAAUCUUAGGUUUCAUAAAUAGGAAGUUUUGGAGUUAAUGGAAAUUUUAACAGUAUUAAUAUAAAAAAAUUGGUUUAGUAGAGUAAUAAUUAUUGGCAUGCAGAGAGAAAUUUUUUUAAUUCUGAUAAAAACAGGAAUGGAAUUGAUGAAUUAGAGAGAAUGGCUAAUUCUAUAGAGAAUAUUCUCACUCCAAAAGGAAACUUUAAAUAAUAAGAAUUGAAUAAAUAUGCAUAUGAAAGUGAUUAAAAUAUAUUAAACACUUCAAAUUUUUUGCAUAGAGAUUCAUUUUGUGCUGAUAUGCAUGAAUGGCCUGACUAGUCGAUUGAUGAAAGAGAAAAUGUAAUGUAAAAUUAUGAAAAAAGGAAUAUCUAUACUCAUAAUAUUGGAGUUGGUUAAAAGAAGAAAUCAGAAGAAAACUUUGAUAACAUCACUGGAAUAAUUUCAAAUACUGCUUAAAGAAGUUUAACAAAUUAGGCUAAUAAAACUAAUGAAGGAAAUCAUAGAAGAAUAUAAAGUGUAUAAAGUGAUAUAAAGACAACGCAAAUAUAGAAUAACUUAGGUACUAAACAUAAUUUACCUCAUGGAUAACAUUUAGGAUAGGGAUAAAAUAGUUUAAGUAAUAUCAGUUUAAAUGGUACAACUAAUUUAAACAGUUAAAGCUCAGGAAAUAUAAAUGCAAUUAUGUCUAAUCAUAAAAAUAAUCAAAUGAAAAACACAAUGAUGGUGAAUAUGAAUGUUAAUCGAAAUUAUAUAAAUAAUGCGAAUAAUAAUCAAAAUAAUAUGAAUUCAAAUAAUAUUCCUAAUUAGGCAAGCAAUCAAAAUUAUUGUUCCAAUCAGACAGGUUUUUCAUAAAAAAAGCUGCAAGAUAUCACGUUUUCUUUUAAUUAUGUAAAAAAAGGUGCAUCAUCGAUUUCUAAAAAUAUAUUUUCUUUUAAUACAUCCACUCUUCAAAUAGUUGAUCUAUCUUUCAACAAAUUUAGAGAUAUUCCUGCAGAAAUAUUAGAUUUCCCUAAUCUAAGAGUACUAAAAUUAGAUACUAACUUAAUUAAAGUUCUAAAUCCUGACUUAUUUCUCAAAGUAAAAUUAGAAUAUUUCUCUAUAAGCAAUAAUUUGUUAUUUGAAAUACCACAAUUAAUUACUCAAUGGAGUGAAACCUUAAAAUAUUUAGAUGUCUCUUUAAAUAGAAUAGAAGAAUUAUCUGUUUUACCCUCCUUAAAAAGAUUAUAAUCACUUCACAUUCACAACAAUGACUUUAGGUUUAUUCCUUGCAUGAUUUCUAAUUUUGAAAAUUCGCUUUUAGAGCUUAGCCUUGACUGGUUUCAAUAUACAAACCCUCCUCUUUAGUUGAGAUAGAGUGGAUUACAUGGUGCAAAAAUUAUCUAAAAGCUAAUGCAUUUUUUGAAAAUGUAUUCUAAAUAAGAUAAUUCCAUUUAGUAUAUAAUUUAAAAGUAUAGAUAUUCAUCUUAAAAACAAGACUGUGCAGAUGUUAACUUUAUAGAGGUUGUUGCUUAUCUCAGUAAUUAAAAUAUCCCUUUUGACAUAAAUUUUAGAGAUCCAAAAGACAGCAAUAAGUGCCUAUCUCAUAAGGCAGCUGAAAGAGAAGAAAUUGGAUGUUUAAUUUCCAUUUUGGAAAAAGAGUACAACUUAAUUAAUGCUAUUGAUAAUGACAACCACACUCCUCUUUCUCUAAGUAUCCUCCAUGAAAAAUUCUUUAGCGCAAAAACACUUAUUUCAAAUGGAGCCAACGUAAACUUAGGAGGUUCUUAAUAUGGAACUUGUUUGAAUUUAGCAACUAUAAAAUAUUAAUAUUACUUAGUUUAAGAUUUACUGAAGAGAGGAGCAAAUCCGAAUGGAGCAGACAAUGAAGGAAACACUCCUCUUCAUUACAUAAUGACUAUUUUUCAUAGAGAUAAAUCUUACUCUUCAAAGAUAUGUGACCUCUUACUUUAAUUUAGAGCUGACCCAAACAUUAAAAACAAAGAUGGUUGGGCUCCUAUUCAUUUAGUUGCACGAAGAGGGUAAUCAGAUGCCUUCGAAUAUAUUUAAACUUACAACAAGUAUUUGACAGAAAAUAAUUACUAAAAUAAAAGACUUCCAGAAUUUGCAAAUCUUCCUGGCGUCAAAGACGGAAGUCUAAUGAACUAAUAAAAGACAUUAAAUACAAUAAUUUAACUGAAAGAUUCAUAAAAUGUUUCAGGUUGUUUAUAAUAUAUGCCUUUUCACAUAAAUUUGAAAGGAGGAAAGGAUAAGUAAUCACCUUUGCAUAUCGCUUGCAUGCACAGCUGCUAUGACAUAGUUAAAGAACUCCUCGAGAGCGGAGCAGAUAUCUUUUCAAGGAAUUUAAACAAUAAAACUCCUCUCCAUUUGUGCAUGAAGGAUAAUUAUCUUUAUAAACUGUUGAAAAUGAAAGAAAGCGAAAUUUUUUACUAAUUUUAUUCUUUACACAGACAAAUAUAAAUUACCUCACCUACACUUUACACUUAAGAAACUCCUAUCAAAAAUAAUAUAUUAAAUAGAACUAACACUUAGUAAUCUUACAAUUUACAGUCUUCUAAAAGAUAAUUGUUUUAAGAAAAUCAGCCAAUUUAAUCAAAUAACAAUACUAACUAGCCUAUUUUAAAUUCGUAGUAAAAAGCUGGAACUAAUCAUUCUAAUAUGAGUUUGAGUAGCUUUAACGCUUAGUAAUAGGGCCAAUAGCAAAAUAUAAAUAAAAAUAACUUUUCUAAUUAAGCUUUAUAAGUGGCUAAUAUAAUUUAAAAUAAUUUAGGCUAACUUGUUAAUUAAAAUAAUCAAGUUAUGCCAGGUAACGACCAAAAAAAUUCACAAUCUAAUAGUGAUUUUAUCAGACCUAAUUCUUUAUCAUAAAAUUCAAAAUAAUAAUCAAAAAAUUAAUUGUCUAAUAAUAUUAAUUUUGAUGAUUGUGAUGUAGAGAUUUCAGAUAGAGAUGACGAUGAAAAAAGGGACCCAAGGACUGAUUAAUUGAGCAUAAAAAAGAACAAAAAAAUGGAAGAUAAUGAAGAAAACGAAUAUGAUGUUAGCGAAAGCUAACUCACAAAUAGAGCAGCUAAUUUUUAAAAUUUGUAAGGACUCAACGUAAAAGAAAAUAGUAAAAAUUAUAACUACAUAUAAAACUUCGAAUAGAAAUUUAAGGAUAGCUAGUAGAGUGAUUUGAACAGAAUUUAGAAAGGUUAAUUAAUAAGAAAUUCUCCACUUUUAAGUAAGUAGAAGUUUAAAAGCGGAGAAGAGCAAAACGAAUGCUUAAGAGCUGAUGAGUUUGAAGGUGAAUAUGAUGAUGCUUGUGUUGAUCAUGAAGAUGACUCCAUUAAUAAAUAACUAAACGAUCAUCUCCCAAGUAAUCCUAACUAUUUCUAACAAAACUAAAUACAGUAAAGCUCUCUCUCUUAUGCUACUAAUUAAAAAUAAUUGAACUAGAAUUAUUAAAUAGAUUUCCAUCAAUAAGAAAUAAAUUCUUUAUUCAAUCAAAAAUUAAAUUAUUUAAAUGAAGAAUGUGAUGAAGAACUAAACAAGGAAGAGGAAUUUUUUAAUGCUGAUAUAGAUGAGUCUAAAAGUAUGCUAGAAUUAAUAAGUACGAAAAAGAAAAUAAUGAACUAAUCUCUGCCUUAUGCUCCAAACAAUAUUUAGCAAUUAAAUUAUAUUUAGACAGUUAACAGAACCAAUAUUUAAAAAAUCUAAGCAUCAAAAGCUAACCAUUCAAGAAGCAAAAGCAACAUUGAAGGAAACUUUUUAUCAAAAAUAUCUGAAAAUUAAUAGAAAGCUGCAUACUCAAACAGCCAAGUUUAGAAACAGCAUUUCAAAAACUAAACAAAAGAUGAUCUUGUAUUUUAAAAAUAAAAUCCUCAAAAAGGACUAAUAAAGGAAGAUGGAUUAGAUGCUCCCCCUUAAAUUAUAACACCCUAGCAUAUAAGUUUUUUUAACUAUUUGCUUGAAAAAACAAAAAAUAUGCAUGAGUAUUAUAGUGUUUCUCUGUAAAACUAUAAAAAAGGUAUCUUGAGCGAGUUUAAUACACUUUAUGAGAAAUUUAGAUACUUUGUCAUAAUGAUGAAGUUGUAAGUUGAGUAUCAGAAUAUGAUCCUACACUUAAAUAAUGAAAAAGAAAUGCUUUAGUCUAUCUUAGGAGAAAAUUCUAUUUUAAGUCUGGGUGCUAUUGAUAGGAGUAAUAGCAACUUGAUGAUUAUGAAAAUGCUUCUGGAAAUAGCUGAGAAUCUCAAAUGUGAAAGCCAUUCCCUUUUGCUAGUGUAAAAAGAUUAUCCAACUCCAACUGAGUAAAAUUUCUUUGGCUCAGUAAUUAAUAUAAACAAUAAUAUCACAUACUGGAUGCGCCAAUAUGAAGAAACGAUUCAUGAUACUAUCACUUAGACUCAGAGCAAUUUCUAAGAGGAUUAAAAUGACGUAAUAGAAUUAGUUCAAAACAAAAAAAGAGAAGAAAAAUAGAAUGAUAAUGGCUAAAAUCAAAAAGAUCUUUAAGAAGAUAUUAAACUGUAUGAAAGAGAAAAUAGUAUCUUAAAAGAAAAUAUUAUUUAUUAGCUAGGAAACUAUGAUUUCAAUGAAGCAAUUAAUUAUCUUGAAAAGGAAAUCAAAUCAGAAGAUACAAGCAUAAUAAAUGCAUUUGAAGCAUGCCAAUCAUUUUUUUAAAUAAGAGAGAGUCUUUACUAGAAAUAAUCAGAUUUAAACAAUAACAAACAAAGAAAAAAUUAGAUCAGCAACAUUUAACCAUAGCCAAAGACUUAUCAAGAUGAUUCUAAAGCUCUUUUCACAUUUCCUUCUAAUCUAAUAAGUAGUAAAUAAUAUAAAGUUAGUAAGUAAUUAAAUUCUAACUCAGUAUCUUAAUUAUCUUCUUUAUAAGAACUUAAUGGCAGUAAAAACCAAAUUAAAUAACAAAACACCGAAGCAAGUGGUAAGAAUUAAUUAAUCAAUAUAAUAUCUGGUAAAAAUUCUUAGAAUACUUCAAUAAUAUUUGGCAGUGAUUAAUAAGAUACAUUAAAUAGUUAAAAGUCAAAUAUUUCUCAACAGCAUGAAAAGUCUGGUUUGAAUUAAGGAUUUUAAUAUUAGACUUAAUUUAAUAACAACUUCCUUAAUAAGUACUAAACUAAUUUAUAGUAAAUUAAUAACAAUUCUAAUCUUCAAAAAUAGUAACAACUAGAACACGCUUAAAAUAAAAAAAACGAUAGUUCCUAAACUAAUUUAAACGGUGUGACAGAUAUCAUUUUAUCUAAUCCUGAUAUCCACGCGACUAAACCUUUAGUUUCCUAAUAAAACUAAAAAUUCAUGAAGCAUAAUGAAAAUCAUUAAUUUUAUAGUCUAGCUUAAAAGCAGUAAGUUUUAGCAGAAAAAGCUCUAAAUAAGUAGUUGAGUACACAUUCAACUGGAUAAUCGUAAAUAAGAGAUAAAAUUUUCUCAAACGAUCAUUUUAGUAUCUUUGAAAAAAAGCAGAGUUUAAAUACAAAUAAUAAUUAACUAAAAAAAGAUAAUCCUAAAACUAAUACAAUCAACAAUACCUAAGCUUCUGAAGAUGAUUCAAACAAUAAUAGCUUUAACUUGAUAGCUCCAAUAGGAGCAAAGUUAGAUUCCAUUAAUAACCUCUACAUAGAGCCUUAAUAAUAAGAAGUUAAAUAAUAGAACAAAAUAUUUUAAUUCUAACAAAUUAAAUAGUAGUAGCAGCAACAACAAUACACCUUAAUCCCAAUAUCAUAAUUAAAAACUGCUCAAAAUAAAAAAUGA